AUGAUAAUUGUUGUAUUUUUUAUAGGAGAUGUUAUUGUUAAUUCUAUUGAUGAACAAUGUACUUUUUUAUUAAUUAAAUAUAAAUACACAUCGAAAGCUAUUUUUCAAUAUGUACCCACCAAUAUAAUCAAUCAAACAGCAUUGAAUAUAACUUCUGAUGUGCACCUAUAUCAAUCGAAACCACCGUAUAAUCAAUCGUUUAUCAAAUUGCAAAAUUUAAUUAUAAAUUCAUUUCAACAUGAUAGUAUUCACACAGAUAUAAAACAACUUGAAAGAGCUAUUCUUCAAUUAUUUAUUGAAACAUCUAACAUAUUACAGAAUUCAACACAUGAUGUUAUCUACUUGAAUGAUUAUUAUAAUAAUUCUAAUUUAUAUCGUCGAAUAAAAACUGUCCGAACCAGUGAUGGUCAAUUUAUUGGAAAUUCAAUUUUUGCUGAUUAUCUUUUCAAUAAAAUCGUUCCACCAACGCGAACAUCAUGUGAAACAAUAAUCAAUGUCCAUGAAAAAUAUCUUGAAAAAAGUGUUUGCUCAUCGACAACUGCUAGUCUUUUAACUGUUCAUAGAGAAAUAAGUUUCGAUAGCAGAAUUGAUAAUAUAAAAUUUAUUCAUAACAACGAAAAUUCAACUUCAGUUGAAUUAAAAAUUAAAACGAAGCAUGAUUUUGAUCUAUUAUUGAAACAUAUUUGUAUUAAACAUGAAUUCAAUUCUCAAUAUCAAUUAAGUCACAUGAUGAAUAAUGUUCUUCACGAUGAAGAUUUAAAUGAAAUUCUUUUCCUAAAUUCAAAUCAAUAUUCACAUUGCGAAUGGACGAUGAUCAAUCAAAGUAUCGUUGAUGUAAGUCGUUAUCAAGCGACAGAAUAUAUUUUUAAAAAUUUCUAUUCCGAUGAAUCAAUAAUUGAACAUCAUCUUGAUUUAAUUGAACGACAAUCCAAUGAUCGAAUAAAAGAAAUUUUAAGAAAAUAUUUUAAAAAUUCUUGUCAAAUAUUAAAUAUGAUUACUCUUCGUAUGUUACUACUAAUUGCACAAGAUGAUCUAACAAUAAAAUGUGUACUAAAUCAAAAUAAUACUUUAAAAUAUCGUACUAUUGCGUUUCGUUCUGUUAUGAAUCCAGAAAAGUUUGAAAAUGAUGUUCGAACUCUAUUAAACAAUGAAGAAGAAUCAAGUGAACUACGUAUUAUUUCGUUUCAAGCAAUAUCUUCAUCUCUUAAUACAUCUGAAAUAAAUAAUCUAAUGGAAAAUGUUAAAUCAAAUCAACUUCGUUUUUAUUUAAAAUCUUUAUCGAAGCAAAGUUCACUGUGGUUAGGAAAUUCUGGUUCAUAUGAAUUUCCAUUUGGAAAAAUGAAUAUUAUAUUCAAUGAACGUUCAACAAUGUUUUUCCCAUAUAUGAUUCAAUUAGAACUAGUAACUAAUGGCAAGCUUGAUAUUUAUUUUGUUCGAGAUGAUGAGAAGAAUAAGAAAUGGGAAAUUUUAUUAAUAUUUGAUGGGAAGACUAUGAUCCGGUUUUCAACUAUGAAGGAUUUUUUUAAAUGGCUGAAUAAUGAUCGAUUAUUUGAAAUGAAAACGCUCGAUGAAUUUUCAUUGAAAAUAGAUCUAAAAAUUGACUUCAAUCUAAAUUGGUUUAUUGGUUAUUUUAAUCAACUCAAUAAUUUUUUCAAAAAAUCAAGUUCUGGUAUUAUUCUAACAGUUCAACAUGGAUUAGGUGAAAUCAAAACCGGCUAUAAAAUGAAUUUUAAUCUUGAAACUAGUUUUAAAAUUAAUAUUCAUCAUCAUGAACAAUUAACUUCUUAUAUUUGGCGUUCGAUGCAAAAGGAAAAUAUUCUUUUUAAAAUCGAACAAACAAUACGUCCAUUAGUAUAUCCCAAACAAAUCGUACUAAAAAAGUCUUCUCCAUCGUCAUCGCCAAUAAAAGAUUUUUGCUAUUUCAUUCCGCAUUUUGAUUCAAAAAUUUGUUUAUCAUUUAUUUUUGAACGUCUAUGGCCUUCAUCCAUUGCAAUUCGAUUACUUUCCGAUGAUCCAUCGCUUGUUUACAAUUUAACUUCAUCGAACGAUUUUAUUCAUUUUAAUAUUCAACAAGAUAAACAACAUAUUAUUCGAUCAUAUCGUCUUAGAAGAAUGUAUAAUGAACAUUCAUGGAUGCCUUAUUAUGUUGAACUUUCUACACCUACAACUAAUUAUACAUCGUUUAUAAAUUGGAAAAAUCAAAGUCUUAUUUCGCUUGAUGUAUUAAAUAAUAAUCAACUGAUUGCCAAUGGUUCAGGUUCAUAUCAAUAUGAUUUAUUAAGACAACUGUCGAUUAAUUUAACAGACACUUAUCCGGAACAUAUUGGAAAUAUUUUCCUUACCUAUGAUGGAAAUUUAACAAUUAAUGCCUUGAAAUUAUUAGGUGGAGAAUUAUUACUACGAAUAGAUCGUUUAUCUAAUUGGAGAAAAGCUCGUAUUGCAAUAGAAGCUGAGAGAGCUUUCUUUUUUUUUAAACAAAAUUUUCUAUUUAAUUUAUAUUAUGAUAUCGAUCAAUUAUCGUUUAAUUUAACAUUGAUAAGAAAUGAAAAUAAUAAAUUACAAUGGGCAUUUCUCAAAGGGAAUUCGCAUAUUCAACAUUUGUUUACCAUCAAUACACUAUUGCUUGAUUUCAAUCAUUAUACUCAGGUCGAAUAUGAAAAUUCUUCAAAUCUUGGUUUUCAAUCUUCAUCCUCGAUCAAUGGUUGGUCCCUUUGGAAUACUAGUUUUCUUAUGAGAGAUUACAAACAAAUUCGAAUUCAAUUCAAUCGCUUUUCAUUGAACUCACAUAUUAAUAAUCGAAGCAUAGAAUUUGAAAUAAAUUCGUUCGAUAAAAAACUUUUACGAACAUCUUUUCACAUGAAUCAAUCAAAUAUCAUCAAUGCUGCAGCGGAAAUACCGGGCCAUUACUAUGAAAGCGAAGGAAAAUUCAUUGCUAAUUAUACGAAUUUUUUCUUAGAUUUUCCAAUUAUUGAAACAAUACUUGAAAAAACGAAAAAAAGCUCUCAUAUUCAUUUUGAACUUCUAUCGUACGACACUCAUUUUAUAUUAAAUCUAACAUCACAUUUUCGUAACGAAUAUUCAUUGAAUUCUCUACAAAAUUUUACAUUCUACAAUCAAACCCUGUAUCAAUCAAAUGUUCAACUAUCAUUAGCAAUGAUAAAAAUGAUUUAUUAUCCAUUAUUUUCAUUGAAUUCACUCAUUCAAUAUCUUCCAAAUUCUCGAAUAAUUCACUUAUGGAAUGGAUCUAUUAGCCUACCAUUAUUGUUCGUUUCUAAACCAUUGCUACUUCAAUAUGAAAGAGAUUCGCAAUUGUUUAUACAACUUUUUGAUUUCGCUAAUUUAACACAAACAUCAGCAAACUAUUAUAUAACAACAAAAUUAGGUCUUCAAUUAUCAAUCAUCAAUGAUUUAUCAACAAAAGUUCAUAUUCAUCUUGAACAAACUUUUAUUGGUAAACGAUAUUUACUACUUUUCGAAAUCGAUCGUAAUUGGUUUUUGUCAUUAACGAUAAAUAAAGAGCUACGCUAUGAAUUUAUUUCAUCGCCGAUUGAUUCAUUGUUUUUAUUAAAACGAAUUGAUUUGAAUACAAACGCAACUCAAAUUUUACCGAUAAAUUAUUAUACCGAUAAUGAAACAUUAAUAAGAAUUGAAAUACUAUUUACAAAAGUAUUUUCAACAUUUAUCAAUGAUUUUAUAUUUGAUAUAUCAUUAAAAAAUCAUAGUUUUACAGUACUAUGUCAUAUGCCAUUAUUUAAACGAGAAUUUUUCUCUUUAAUAUGGAAUCGAUAUUUAGAAAAAGAAUUAUUUCAUUUUCACGGUUUGAUACAAUCGAAAUUUUUACGACGAAGACGCUUUAUUGAUUAUGAAUACAAUUGGAAUUUAGCGUCGGUUCGUUUCUGGACAUUUAAUUCUUCUCUAACACUGUUUUCGUUUGAUCCGAUUGAAUUUAAUUUCAAUAUAACAAAUGACUAUCUAUGGUAUGGAAAAUGGGCCAUUGAUUUUUAUCUUAUGUUAAAUAAUCGUCGGCAAUUAAUUCGAUUCAAUCAUAAAUAUCAUUAUACAACAUUGCGUUCGAAUUUAUUCUUUGAUCUACAUCUUAUUAAUUCACAUUAUGAUUUAGAUUUUAAUUAUUAUCAUUUGAAUCAUUCUAUUCAAGGUGAAUUCAUUAGAAAUAAGGAGAAAUAUCUAAUAGACGGAUACUGGAAUAUAACAGAAAAUAUUCUUCAAUUGAAUACAGAACAUAUGACGUCGAUGUCAACGAUUACAUCGACGUUGAUUAAAUCAAUUAUUGAUAUAAAUCAUCAAAAAAUAGGUGUUUUAUUCGAACUGAGCACCAAUGAUUUUACUAAAGAUACGCAAAUUAUUGAGUGUAAUCCUUAUGUAUGGAUUCAAAUUUGUCCUCGAUUGUUCGUUUUUCAUUACUACGCAUUAAAUGAUGGUCUAUCAACAAUGAUGUUGGAAUGGUCGACACCUUCUUAUUUAUCUUGGAAUUACACGGGCCACGGAAGACGUAUCAUACCUAUCACAAAAUUCGAAAUCGAUAUUCGUACAAAAUACAUACUUCAUUUACAUACAACAACUUACAAAUUCUCUUCAAUAUAUAAUAAUCAAAAACGUCAAUUAACCAUUCGUCGAGAACCCGUCGCCGAGGAUGCCGAUGAUCGUCAUGUAUUCAAAAUGAAAUAUCAUCGUAAUCAGACGUUUUUAAUUCAUCUUCAAGUAAUAAAUAAUCACUAUGAAAUUAUCGGUACUCCUUACAAUGAAAAUUUCCAUUGGAAACUUCAUGGAUAUUUUCAACGCAAUCCAUUUAAUGGUUCAUUAUCGAUUGCUAAUACUGAUUGGUGGUUAUCAUCAAACUUGAAUUUUAAUUCAUCAUUAUAUAUUUCUACAGGACGAUACGUUCAAUUGAUACCAACAUCGGAUCCUCAAAUAGCUUUUGAACUUCUAUUAAAACAUCGUUUUCAUUUUGCUUUUCAAUAUUCUGGUUUACAUUUCAUAAAAGCUUUUAAACUUUUUCAUAAUUCUUCAAAUACAGAUAUAUAUUUUUCAUCACAACCAAUCAACAAAACAAUCUAUGAUAUUGAUUUUAAAUUAAAUAAUUUAAUUAAUCAAAGUUGGCUACUUGAAUUAAAUAAUAAUCGAUUCUUCUUGUAUAACGAUAAUAAUGAAUUUAUAUUUAAUGGUAGCUUGAAAGACUUUUCUUUUGAUCAUUCCAUUAGAAAUAAAAGUAGUAGAUUCUUUAUCAACGAAGAUACAAUCGGCUAUCAAACGAAUGAUUUCGGUAUUAUUAUUUCGAAUCUUUCAACAGAAUCAAACAAAUAUGUACAUUUAUACAAUCGAAAAACCGAAGAAAAUUUAACAAUUAAUUAUUAUAAAUUAGGAAGAUUCUAUCGGGACAAUUCGAAUAUUCAAACACCGAUUUACGACAUAAAUAUGAUCUAUCAAUCAACUGCUAAUGAAAAUCGUUCAAUACAAAUUUUCUUCGAACUUUUACCAUUGCAAAUGUCGUCGUUUAGUUUUGUUCGUGGUCGAACAUUUCGAAUUGGUUAUCAAACAAAACAAAAACAAUUAAUCUUAUCAGGAAAUAUUGCGUUUACGGUUGAAGAUAUUCAUGAAAAAAAAUUCAUAAUAAUACUUAUGAAUGAACGUUGGAAACUAAUUUAUGGUCUAGAAAAACGAGAUCGGCUCUAUAUCAAAUGGAAUUUAAAAUUCGAUGUAAAUAAGAAAACGAUUCAAGGUCGAAUGAGUAUUCAAGAUCCAAAUGAUGACAUGUCCAUACCUGUUUACAGUGAUAUUAAUGGAUAUGUAAAAGAUACGAUGAUGGUAACUUCGAUGCAUACAAUUUAUUCCUCAGCAGAAAAUUCGCCAAAAACAAUUAGUCUUGAGAUAAGUAUUAAUCCAGAUAUUUUAAAGAAACAAUAUAUUUCUCUAAAAUUAAUUCAUGAACCUUCAAAAACAAAUUUAAGUUUAGCAAUCGAUUAUUAUCCACGACGAAAAUUACAUAUUUUAUUAAAGCCUAGUAGCUUUUCAAAUGAAAAAACCGUAGUGCAUUUGUAUGCAAAUACAAGUCAAUCUCAAUUAAAUUUACUUGUAGUACUUGCUAAUCUAAUCAAUUUUAAUUUAACGUUACCUAAAUCCUAUCCGGAAACUGGUUUAUUACAUUCGUCAUUGUUUAUUGACAAUGAAGAAUAUUUUGAUGGGCGUCUCGAAACAGCAACAUUAAAAUUACGUUCAAAGAAAUAUUCUUGUCAUAUUAAAUUGAAUCAACUUCUUUUGAAAAAGCAAUCUUCCGAGCAAAUUCUUGCAUCGAUUUCUACUCGAUGGAUUGAACGUAAUUCUACUACGGCUCUUAUUACACUUUUCAAUGAAAAAAAUGUCAAAAGAAAAUCAAUUCCAGAUUUGCAAUCAGUUCAACAAAAAACUUGGCUUCAACGCUUUGAAAAAUUUCUAUUUGCUAAUAAUUUAACAGUUCAAUUCGCAAAAGAUUCUAAAAAAUUUUUCAAUCACCUUAAAACUGAUUUUAUUGGCGAACAUGGACAAUUUGGUGUACAGCUAAUGAAUUAUCUCGAUUUAGACGAAGAUUUUAAAGUGCAAUUAAAACGAAUUAAUCGCGCAGCAACCAUUCUCGUUAAAGCCCUAUUUCAAAUAGGUUUUGAAAAUGAAGGCUUUUUGCAAGAAUAUUUGAACAAUCUUACCUGUUUAACAAACCAUCGAAAUUUACUACAUCUUGAUAUGCCUCAAUUGGCUACAUCAGCGAUUGAUACUUUCGCAUUUGAAACUGUUUAUUAUGUAAAUAAAACAUCGAGUGUGUUCAAUCAUUUAACUCAUUAUCCACGUUCAAUGAACGCUAUGAUAUCUUAUUUAAGCAACGAAAUUAUUCUCAGUACAUACCAAUUUAUCAAUAAUUUCUAUUUAGAAACAAAGAAAUUCUUUCUUUCAAAAGCUAUAAAAUAUUCAUAUGAAAUGGAACUUCUAAUAAAAAAUUUUCCACUUCUAUCAGAUUCAAUAACAUAUUUUUCAUCAAAUGAUAUUCGUACGAUUAUGUAUGUAUUUAAUCAAAAGUUGCGUCGAUUAUUAUCCUUAUGGAUCGAUUCACCAAUUGAAUAUAAAUUAAUGAAAACAAUGACCAAUCAAUUGAUAGAAUCUAUUGAUAAAAUUCGUUUUUAUAUUGAUGAUAAACUUGAUUUUUUACUUCCUCGAUUGCAAAUCUACACACCUCGAUUACGAUUUAAUCAUACUGAUAAUCAAACAUUUCUAUUAACUUGGUUGAAAAAUUAUAAUUUAACAAGUAUUAUUGAUGAAGGAUGA
This is a messenger RNA of Rotaria socialis, 7308 nucleotides long. The record is from the annotation of a GenBank genome assembly. NCBI's taxonomy places the organism in Eukaryota, Metazoa, Rotifera, Eurotatoria, Philodinida, Philodinidae.